CUAAUAAUGCAAUACGUUGCACUUUGUCACAUGUUUUUGAACAUCAUUUGAUUUAAUUUUAAUUUAAAAAUUAAUUUUGAAAGGAAAUUGUGCUUACUAUGUGCAUUUGAGGCAAAUCAAAUGCAAAAAGUGCAUAAAUCUUUAUGAUUCGCAAAAGGUUUAGAUAUAGACUCUCUAAUGUUCGGAGUACAUGAUUUGGCACUGUCUUCAGAGCCGAACUACUUUAUUAAUGAAUCCACUUUUAUGGCUCAUGGACACGCACACGUUUGUUGAAUUAGUGUGACGUUAUAUAUCAGGACCCGUUUAAAAGCAGCUUAAACCAGCUGGACUGUGAACACAGAGCAUCUUCAACCAACUCAGAAAGAGCAGCAACAGCAAUUCAGAUGAACUAAAAACAUGAAACGAGAAUAAAGAAACGUAUCACUAUGGUUAUAUAGACUCAACUGUCCCGGCCAAUCGCAGCGAGGUGAGAGCAGGUAGUUUCCUUCAUACAAAAAGGAAGUUGUAACUGACAAUUUCAUUUAAGGUUUUAGUUGCCUGUGCCAUGCACUUUAAUUGAUACACCAAAGUAAAACACUCCAGAAACCUCACGCUCCAACAAUUACUGGAAAAAAGUGCACGGCUAUAACCAUGACGUUACAUCUUUGUUAAAAUAAAAUAACAUUUGUACUGCUAUGAUAAUUCAUUGUUCCUCUCAACCCAGACAGGUUCCCCAUUUACUCUGCACCACAAGAGCGGAUUUAAUCGAUCCAAUUAAAAAGGAAAUUAGCACAAACAGUGGUCAUGGAUCUUGGGAACAUGUCUGUUCAACCCCACUGCACGGUGGACAAUGGCUAUCGUUUCACCUACUUAAAGAUCUCCUACAGCAUGAUCUUCAUCUUUGGCGUGGUCAGCAACACCAUGGCGCUGCGCCGGUUUUGCCACAUGCCUCGAACCCUCACCAGCACUGCCGUCUACAUGGCCAACCUUGCCGCUGCUGAUAUCUUCUUUGUAAUCUCCCUCCCGUUGCGCAUCUAUUACCAUCAUAACAAAGCCGCCGCCACCUCCAACCGCACCACUGACUGGUCUCCAGGAGGCGUCUUCUGUCAAGCGACCUUCACCUUAAAAUACAUCAGCCUGUAUGGAGGAAUCUUCUUUCUGGUGUGCAUCGGUGUGGACCGCUACUUUGCUGUCGUGCACCCUCUGCUGCAGCACCUGAGGAGGGUUCGAACUGCCCGCAUGCUCAGCACCUGCAUCUGGUGCCUGGUUCUAGCUCUUAGCGUGUCUCUGCCUUUCCUGAGGUCAGCCGCAUCCCGACAGAACAAGCCCUGCCUUCCAGAUCCUUCUUCCAGACGGAACCGUACCAUAAUUCUAGCCGCUCUCGGGUUGGUUCAAAUUGCCUACCUGUUACCUGCACUACUGUUGCUUUUUAGCUAUUGCAGCAUACUGCGCAGGUUGCCACGGCGACGGAAGAUCUGUCAUCGCCGUACUCUCACCAUAAUCUACUGGGUACUAGGGGUCUUUUUUCUUUGUUUUACCCCUUAUCACCUUAAUCUACUGGGUUACACACUCACACAGGUGGGCCUUGUGCACAGUUGCGGCCUGGCACGAGUCACUAAAACUCUGCAUCCUGUGGUUCUCUCAUUGGCCAGCACCAAUUGCUGCCUCAACCCCCUGAUAUACUACUUUUCUAGCACCCUGGUGCACAGAGAGGGAAUCGGCAAACGGGAAAAUGGAAGUCUACAGCUUUCUUAAUGCUCAAUAACGGCAGAUUAUUAAAACUUGCGAUGAGCAACAGCCCUCAACACAUUAACUUCCAGUGUAUUUAGGGUAUAUAUUUUAUGUAAAGCAGAAUGUUAAAUUCCAUUCGGAACUACAUCUGACUGAAGCUGACGUUAGAAGACCAACUGUUUAAAAUAAUUUAUUUAAAAAUGAGAAGGGCAACAUUUGGU
Triplophysa rosa is the source of this 1931-nucleotide messenger RNA. RefSeq names its product lysophosphatidic acid receptor 6-like. The record is from RefSeq and is a predicted model, not a curated record. Gene Ontology annotation, cellular component: membrane. Gene Ontology annotation, molecular function: G protein-coupled receptor activity. Lineage: Eukaryota; Metazoa; Chordata; Actinopteri; Cypriniformes; Nemacheilidae. Gene Ontology annotation, biological process: behavioral response to pain; G protein-coupled receptor signaling pathway. Bases 784 to 1734 code for a protein of 316 amino acids. The transcript has 2 exons.